UCGAACUGUAACAAUAAUAUUUGAUAAGUCUUUCAAAACCAAAAUAAAAUAACUCUAAUAUAAAUUUAUUACAGUCAAAGUUUACUAAAAUAUAUGUUUAGAUUGAAGGAUAUUCUAUUGAUGUUGCAAUCGCAUCCCAAAUGCUGGUUAUUUAUUAUACUGGAGUCGACAGUGCUACUGGGUGUUAUACAACCUUUCAAUGAGCUUACUUCUCGCGAUAUGCCACGUGAAAUGGCAUACAGUCUGCUGUACACAGGUUGUGCGAUGAGUACAUUUUACUACGGAUAUGGAAUAGUCCUGCUAAGAACAACCGGGUCAUGUAAUGACUUUCUAUGUCGGAUUUGUGGAGCUAGUCUCAAAGUUUGGAACACCUUCAGUUUCCUUAUGAUGCUGCCUUGGAGUAUGAAAAUAUAUGCACAGAUUGAUAAGAUAUCUAGCUGCAUUUUAAGUUCGAUCAAUCAACAUCCAAACAUUUAUGUGAUCUUCGGAGAUAUAAUACUUGUAGCUCAACUAUUAUUACUUUGGAUUUCAUUAAUUUUUGCUAUAAUCCAUGGCUAUAAUAUGACAACUGGUCUGCGUAUAAAUCAACCUCGACGUAAUCAAGAACUUAGAGCAUAUGCAAUGGCUUUGAAUCGUUCGCUCGGCUUUGAUAUGAUUCGAAUUCCUUGAUAUUAAUAGAAUGCUUUGAUAAUUGAAAGAUGACCCAAAUUACAUACAAAAUUGUUAACAUAA
Molecule: messenger RNA, 732 nt
Organism: Drosophila sulfurigaster albostrigata
Lineage: Eukaryota; Metazoa; Arthropoda; Insecta; Diptera; Drosophilidae
Exons: 1
Coding region: 94-669 (191 amino acids)
Source: RefSeq, a predicted model, not a curated record